Penicillium robsamsonii is the source of this 1770-nucleotide messenger RNA. RefSeq names its product putative C6 transcription factor. Bases 1 to 1770 code for a protein of 589 amino acids. Gene Ontology annotation, biological process: response to xenobiotic stimulus; regulation of DNA-templated transcription. The transcript has a single exon. Lineage: Eukaryota; Fungi; Ascomycota; Eurotiomycetes; Eurotiales; Aspergillaceae. Gene Ontology annotation, molecular function: DNA-binding transcription factor activity, RNA polymerase II-specific; zinc ion binding. The record is from RefSeq and is a predicted model, not a curated record.
AUGUCGACGAGAAUCGCCAAGCGCAAGCGUGCGAGGAAGGCAUGCAUCCCUUGUCACCAGCGUAAGCGGAAAUGCGACGCUGGGUAUCCCUGUGGCACGUGCACCACCUAUGAAUAUAACUGCAGGUACGCCGACGACAACACCACCAGCAAUGCGGAUGGUAGCAUACACGCUCCGCUCCAAGCCGAGCGUGUCAGCGCCAACGGCGGAAGUAGUAUGGUGAACCGGACCGCUGCCACAUCGCGUAGUCCGGAUAGCUGGUCUUAUGUAGCACGAGAUCCCCGCGGAGCCGACAGCUCAUCAAAGAGUCCUACCGUCAUAGCCGGCACGUCCGCGGCCACGGCCACGGCCACCGGCAUCUUCGACGAGCAUAAAUCCAGAUACACCGGGGCAUCGGCGGCCAUGGCAUUUCCGCACAUCUUGAGUGCAGCCCUCGGCUCUGGCAGCCCUCCCAAGAUGCACUCAUUUGCCUACAACUUUGGCAUCCGCCCUGAAGAGGCUCCCAACGCUCAUGGCUUGCUGGGGAAGCUCAUCUCGGAGGACGACCUCAGCUUCUUCUCGGGUGUGUACUUCUCGGUAAUGGCCCCUAUUACUGACUAUAUGGACCCGAGAAUCUACGCUCAGCGAUGUCGAGAUUAUUACCAUGGCACCGGUAGCACCGCGGUUGCCUUUGGCGCCGUGGCCGCUGGCGUCGCUGCUCUCGGGUCUUUCCUAUCUCCCAACAGACACCCGCGGGAGCCUGACCUAGUGCAGUACGCCAAAGCUAUUCUCGAUGAUCCAGUCUCAAUGCGUAUGCUAGGUAUUGACCACAUCAUCGCGUGGGCUAUGCGAGUGUUGUACUUACGGGCCACAACCCGCCCCAAUACUGCCUGGGUCGCGUCGUGCACCGCCAUGCAUCUCUGCGAAGCGGUCGGGCUGCACGAGGAAGAGAACAUCAAGAAGAUGGCGUCUGUCGCCGGUGCCGCUAUUGUUGGACAUGAUGCGGACAGGCUGAGGCGAAUUUUCUGGAUCUCAUGGGCCGGGCAUAACAUGCUGUGCUAUGAGUACGAUCGUUCGUCUGUACGGUUUGGGGCAGUGACUUGCCAGGCUAUCAUCCCAACAGCAGGGUCAGUUGCCGACCAGUUCGUGCAAAUAGCCCAGAUUAUCCCGGCUCCCAACUCCCCGUUCCACCUCGAAUGUCGCCCUCUAACUCCGAGGGAGGAGCUAUUUGAGCGUCUGAAAGCAUUAGAUAAACUGGAGUUCACUCAUCCGUUUUUGGUAGUGACUAAGGCGGACAUCGCGUUUUGCUUCUAUCGACGCAUUUACCAGCUCAAGAUGGGUAUAUCAGACGAGAUCAUUCAGCUCGUCAUUGAUAGCGGCAACGCCGCAGUGGAGGCGGCGCAGCAGCUAGCGAACCAGGGUCAUUUAUUCUGGAAUGUCAUCGGCAGCGUCUUCCAGUAUGCCUGCGUUCUGUUAGCCAUCGACACCCCGGCAGCCUCCGUCCACAUCGCUGCUGCCUUCAAGGGCCUAGAGAAUCUGGUCAAGACUGCCGACACAGGACUGACACGUAAGGCAUUGUCAAUGGCACAGCACCUACUCAGCCUCAAUAUGGCAAAGAAGCGAAAGGAGCUUGCCCAGCUGGAAGCUGUCGAGACGAACCAUCAAUCAUUUCAGGCGCAGCCGGAAUUUGAGGCCAACACCUCUUUCCUAGACAUGGGCUGGGAAGAGGACUGGGACCAAUUCCUCGUUGAACCAUAUCUAUCGAUGCUAGGUCCUGACAUACAGUUGUAG